UCGCCAGGAGGCCACCGAGACCCGCAGCGGCCGCCCGCCGCCGACAUGGACCUCGGCGACAGGGUCUACGCCGCCGAGCGGAUAACCAAGAAGAGAGAGAAGCGGGGCAAGGUGGAGUACUUCGUCAAAUGGAAGGGUUGGAGCAAAAAAUACAACACGUGGGAGCCCGAAGAGAACAUUUUGGACGUGAGGUUGAUCGAGCUGUACGAGGAGAGCCAGAAGGGAGGAGAUGUGUCGACGAGGAGGCCAAGGCGAAGGGACACUCGAUACAGUGAACAGGUCCUAGCAAAUCUGGUUGUCGAGGAGGAGCCAGGCGGCGACGAGAGGGUCGGGGAGGACAGCCAGGACGAGUCGACGACGGGCAGCACGUCCGCGCCUAGGCUUAACCCCGCCGCCCAGGACGAGGACACCCUUCCCAGUUCCUUGGACGGACACGAGUCCCCCACCCCGCCGGACCUCUCCGCGUCGGCAUUCAGCGUCGACUCGGACAGCUCCAACAGCAGCGUGGACAUUCCGCUACCGGCCAGAAGAGAGCCCGCCGGCACCAAGCGGAAGGCCGAGGUCCUCAGCAAGGAGUCCGGGAAAAUCGGCGUGACCAUCACCACGAGCAGUCCCAGCAGCGGAAGCGGAAGUCCGCCCCCGAACAAGAUGCCUCGACUGCUGCCCCUCAAAGGGAACCCCACGUCUCCUUCCUACCACAGUCACAAGGUAAACGGAAGGAGACCUUCGUCAUCGAGCGUCAAGUCGACGCCGGAAGAGCCGCUGCCGGCGGUGCCGACCACGCUGGCCCCCGCGGUCCAGGACAAGAAGAGACCGGAAGCCGACGUUCCUCACGGCCCUCCACCCUCGCUGCCGAGGGCACCCCCGGCCCCGCUGUCUCCUCGCAUCGACACGCCUCUGGAGCAGCCGACGAAGAAGAGGCACUUGUCCGAGCACAAGCCGGAGAAGGCGACGAACGGCAGCGUCACGACCGACUCGAACGGCCACGAGUCUCCCAGCCCCACGGACUCCUACACGAACAACAACAGGUUAGCCACCAUCGUCAAUGGCCACCACAACGUUAACAACAACAACAAUAACAACAACAACAACAACAAUAAUAAUAACGGGCCGGCGAACCCGGAGCAGACGGAGCUCGCGAAGGCGAAGACUUACGUCCCGCUGAGCAGCCCGGGGACCGACUAUUGGCACGCGAGGAAUCCAGUCGCUGACCAGGUCUUCAUCACCGACGUCACCGUCAAUCUGAAGACCGUUACCAUCAGGGAGUGCAAGACUGAGAAGGGAUUCUUCCGGGAGAGGGAUCCCAAGAGCGAUAUCUAUUGAAGCCUGGCCUCGGACUCGAUUCUCGAUCGGGACGAUGCGCCACUCCUGUCGAAUACCUUGUACAUAUAAAUUAUUUUCACACUCGAACCACGCGUUAAGUUCGGAGAGAGAGGGUGCCAGGGGAGGAUAGGCAAGGCCUAGUACGUUACCAAAAAUCCAGGUCCACCAUGGCCUUCGCGUUUCUGCCGGGAAACCGACCACCAGGGUGAGGGAUGGAUCCUGGGAAUUGUCGCCCUUGGUGCACCCUGCUUUCGACGGCGCCGUAGCGCGGAGGCCUACACGUUACCAAAAAUUCGAGUUCAAGAUCCGGAGGACCUGGGGUUCAUCGAUCGGCGAGGACGCUCACCGUUGUGCCCAUCUACUGGCCUCCGUACCUUGGGCGCACGUAGGGGCGAAUAUGUGCACCGCAUCAGGGAACUGUCGCAGUGCCCCGCCCUGGACGCCCUGCCCAAAUAUUGGAUACCCAUACGAGGUACUCCACCGAGUUGCGGGGGAACUCGCGCGACCAGCUACGGACAGUGGUGGCUGGCGUUGUCCACGAUGUGGCUGCCGACUCGAUGAGAGGUCUGCAACGGCCGCCGGGAGGAACUCUGGAAAAGAAGGCAAGAAAUUCGGACCUCGAGGUAUUUUCGACUCCUGGGGGUCCGAAUUGGACGCGGUUUCGAUGCCGGUAUUUUUUUAAUUGGUUCCUAGCGCGGUUUUACGAGAGAAGCGGCCGACGAGGUCCACGUCGACGGGGCCUACCUCGACGAGGACGAUCAGGGCGGAGUCGAGCCUUUUCACCUUAAAUACGUCGACCGUCGACGUUUCGAGGGUUCGAGGAAGGCGCUUCUGGCGCAGGUCUUACGCCAGUGCACUUUUAAUUCCAACGAUCCCAUUUAUGACGCCCGAUUUUAGACUAAGCUUCUAGGAAGCUGCAUGACGCGAAUCACCUUCCUGGCGGAAGGCGCACGUGGUCGUCGUUGGUCGAUCAUUCUACGUCUUCGCGGAUGACUCUCUCUCUCUCUCUCUCUCUGUCUCCUCCUCCCCCCACCUCUCUCUCUCUCUCUUUCUCUCUUAUUUCAACGAUCGCUCCGCACGGAGGAAAUCAAAAUUUCUCACGAAACAACCAAAGUCACGUUUUCCGAUCUAGAACCGACUAGGGCGGGCGAAUCUCACCAUCUGCUAGCAGGAUUGGAAUACUGUUUUUUUGCCUUGACUCUGGAAUAUCUACAUUUUCAAGACUGGGUCGCUCUUGCUGGACAUUCCCGGAAAACCUUGAAAUUAUUGAUCAAUUAGUGCUGACGAGUAAAUCGAGUCGAUUUACGUAAAAGGAUUUAUCAUGUAACGUUUUUUUUUAAAUGUUACGUUGAGAAUUUGGAUUGUCCUCCGGUUUCGCUAGUAAAGAAAGAUGGUGGGCGUUCGGCUGUGCGUUAUCGUUUCUAGGACUCGCGUACAUACUCGGUGCAUCGCUUGUGCACAUUCUGAACCAGUAAAUCCGUGAUAUAGGUACAUAAUAUACAUACACUAUUAUAGAGAGCUGACCAUGCGUGUUGCUUAUUUAUUAUAAUUGAUACGGUAAUUUUUAGACUUUUACACCAUUAGGGCGUAGCCUUGUUAGACUGGGCGCGAUCGGACGUCUCGACGUAAAACGACGGACUGACGGAAAACAGUGCUGGGGAAAACGCCGUGAAAUGUGGGAAGUAAGCGUUUACUUCGUUCCAUCGUGACGAUAUUUCGAUCGCCCGCGCGUUGUGCCACCCCGAGGGCGACUAAUGUAAACGGUCGCUUCUCGCGAUGAUAUCCAAAAUCGCGUAUUUCGGAUGAAUUCCAGCACGACUGACGAAGUCUCGGACGAAUUCAGAUUCCCUUAGUUCUUCCCUCGGCGUCGUCCUCGACUGACUACGGUCCGUAGACAUCACUGAACUCUGCAGGGAGACGAAUUCGAGGUCCUCGAAAAUCCUUCCCCGCCGUCGGUGCACCUGCCGACAGCCCGAAAUAGGUUAAAAUCCAUUAUUUUCUACAAAGCUCAACUGUAACAUCACCGUUAAUUUCCCGUGAGAAUUUUUUUAUUUUACAAAAUUGCGCGAUCGAAUCGUUUGCCGCGGAAUCCCGUAUGAGAUACUUCGCUGUACAAAAAAUGUACCGAAACUACAUUUGAAUGGCUCCGAGGAGCACGUUAGGUUCGUUUGAGAGAACGAAUGUUCGCGAUCGGUGUUCGCGAAAUUCCGUACGUUGAUUUUCGCGAGCUGGGACAAUUAGUCUUGAGGCUAUCGGUUACUCCUUUUGCGUGACCGUGAAAGAAAUAUCUCGCUUGGAUUCCUCUUUCGAAUCACACGCAGUACUCGUUGGUUACGGAGUUAAGUGGAGAAGUACCUAUAAUUUGUAAGUACCUAUUGUUUUGUGUUGUUACGAAACAUUGUUGUUUUUAGUAGGUAAAAGAUUCAUGUGUAACCCCGAUGUCAGCACCAAGAUAACGAUACCUUCGCUAGGAGACGAACGGUGCAACGAUCAAUUUGCUCGCGAGGACGGGGUUUUCCUUAUUUUCAUGCUCGAGGCUUCUCCCAGAAUUUGCACGUAAAAUUUCACUCGCAACGAGACACCGAUUAGGUUCAUCGCGAUGUAAUUAGUUUGCGUAUGAAUUAGAUUCGACGUCUCGGCGACCGUUUUCGAGUUUUAUUAUACCGAGGUACCACACCCUAACGUAAUGGAGACUCGUGUGCCGUAUAUGUACAUGUUUCCGCUCUAUAAUGUAAUUAUGUAAUGCGCUGUACAGUAAGGGACGUUGUAAAAAUUGUAAAUACAUUAGCGGAGGCUCCUGUUAUAUAUGGGUCGGACGUUGGACGAGGAGCGGAGAAUAAAGAAAUGGGCGUAGCUGUAGGGUCAUCGAGUUAUCACUUGUAAAUACAGAAGGGAUUAAGUUGACCUAGUUGUGUACAUGUUAAUUACUGCGACUGGAUGAGAAGUGCGAGAGAGAGGAGGAUCCUUUUUAGGUUUAGAACUUUACGAUAUAGACUGUGCGCGUACCCCUUCGAUAACGUUUCUUGUACUUAGAGACACUCAAUUUAGACGAUUAACGGCAGAAUAAUACACGCAGUAUGGCUACGCAGGCAUGUACGAUACGUGAACCCCAGUAGUACCAAAUCCAACAGUAAUUUUAGUUCUGUCUGGUACAGAUUCCUUAUAUUUCAAUAAAAUCUUUACUUCAA
Orussus abietinus is the source of this 4511-nucleotide messenger RNA. Its product is annotated as polycomb group protein Pc. The record is from RefSeq and is a predicted model, not a curated record. The coding region runs from base 46 to 1323 and encodes 425 amino acids. NCBI's taxonomy places the organism in Eukaryota, Metazoa, Arthropoda, Insecta, Hymenoptera, Orussidae. The transcript has 5 exons.